AUGUCUUCGUCCAGACGACACAUUCCCUACUUGUCAUACCACAAAGCGAUCAUCCGAGAAAUAUGCAGGCCCCAAAAAGACGAUCUCUUGAUUCUCGCCAAAGGACUAGGUCUGAGGCGUAUCGUUUGUGCCCUUCUCAAGACAUAUGAUAGGAAAGAAGAUCUGGUCCUUGUCGUCAAUGCAACACCCUCGGACGAAGCUGGUAUAGGGGAUGAGCUCGGGAUCAUGGGCGUCAGAGAUCCUGGGUUCCGGAUCCUGACGUAUGAAAUGUCGGUCGAUAAGCGAGAAGAACUUUACCGCCAUGGCGGCUUAUUCUCCGUGACGAGCAAGAUUCUGGUGCACGACUUCUUACGUGGGACUGUCCCAGCGAAACUCAUCACUGGCCUGGUCAUCCUGCAUGCGGAGCGAGUAUCCCACGGGAGUCAGGAAGAAUUCGCUGUCCGUCUUUACAGGAGAGAAAAUCAGAGCGGAUUCUGUAAAGCCUUCUCCGAUGAGCCGGUACAAUUCGCUCAUGGGAUUUCCCCGCUAAGAGACAUGCUCGUCAACCUCAACAUGAGGAGCGUGAUGAUCUGGCCGAGGUACAACGAAGCAGUCAAGACGGCUCUGGCGACGCGCACAGCAGAGGUCGUUGAGAUGUACCAGCCCAUGACGGAGCUCAUGAGGCAAUGUCAGGACUCCAUCACGGAAUGUAUGGAGGCCAUGUUGGUGGAGAUCAAGAGAGAUCAUUCGUUGAAUCUCGACUUGGAGGACCUCAACGUGCGGAACGCCCAGUUUAAAAACUUCGACACGCUCGUUCGACAGCGACUCAAACCGGUAUGGCACAAGGUCGGAGCAAAAACAAAGAUUCAUGUAGGCUCUUUGACAGAAUUGAGAAAUCUGCAUACGUGGCUGCUUGAGUAUGACUCGGCGACGUUUGCUUCCUACAUCAAUACCCUCCAACGCCAACAUUUCAACGCUCAAAAGCUGUCGACCGGAGCCGCGAGACACGUUCACGAUUGGUUCAAUGCCAAAGCUGCGGCUCUGCUCGUGGAGUCAUCUCAACUUCGGGUGUCGAGAAAGUCAUUGACGAUGGACAAUACGCCCGAGCCAGAGAAAGAUUCAGAAGGAGCUAUUGGAGUUGACGCAGCGGCCGGUGGAGUCGACCUUCCUGACGAAUUUGCCGAUGACGAAGCGGCUUUACAAGCUGUCGAAGCAGGUCCUGAUCCGGCUCGAUACCAAGAGGAUCAAUCAGAUCUCGACGAUGUGAAUGUCAUGGAGACAUUUGCGACUCAGACGCAAACGAUUCGACCAUCUGGGCCUCGAAAUGGGGUGGAGAACAUGAAUGGCGACGAAGACGAAGACGAUGAUGAUGCUUUGAUGCCAGUUGGAGACGAUGUGGAGCCACUUCAAGUUGUGCCUAGUGAAGCACCACCGGUCUUCCGCCCGCUUGCUUUCGGUCUCGAGGAGAACCUCGCACACAGCGUCAGGAAGAGAUUGCGGAGAGGCCACGAACCAAUCUUGGAGGAACAGCCAAAGUGGAGCCUCCUCGCGAGAGUCCUCAAGGAAAUUGAAGAUACCAUUGCGAGGGUGUCCGAAAGUCAUGCGGAUGCACCUGGGACAAACAUCGUCCUCAUCAUGACUUCUUCCGACCGGACGUGUUUACAGCUGAGACAGUACCUUACGACCAUGAUGAAGAACGAUCCUCCAUUUGGACCCCAAGCCGGCCGAAAAAUGAUGGAGACUCUUUUCUUGAGCAACUGGCAACAUGAGAAGAAUGGCGAGAAAUUGUCAAACCCUUCCAAGAUGCAUCAUGGAGCGGGAGGGGAUGAAGUCAGGGUUAAAGCUGGUGAAAUGGAGGAAAAGCGAUUGAAGGAUGCCGGUCUGAGAGAUUAUAAAUCUCGUGGGAGAGGACGCGGUGUACCGAGUUACAAGAGAAGGAGAUUACGAGGCGGUGCUGAAGCUGUUGGGAGGCGAGCGGCUCAAGAACAGGAAAUGUCGCACAAAGAGGCCAUCAUGAGGAACUCUUCGGCUUUUGCAGGCGGUACCGAGGAUGCGCAGAUGCAAUGGGCUCUCGGCGAGUCGUCGAAAGCAACGAAUGGUCAUUCUCAUUCAGCCGCAAGUUCUGAACUCCCGACGACACCCUCCUCCAUCGUGAUCGACCCAAGUAGCUCACUCAUGGCUCGAGCCGGAAUCAUAGAAGAGGAAGACUUGGACCCCAGCACCCUCCGAUGGCUAUCUGAGCGUGGCUUGAUGCCGGAAGACUUUGAUACAGAAUAUGGAUUAUUACCUCCCGAGGACGCCGUCAUCAUUCGACCAUAUGGAGGUGAAGAUGAUGAUAUCUUAUUGCAAGAACUUCGGCCGCGUUUUGUGAUCAUGUACGAGCCAAACCUGGCGUUUAUACGUCGUCUCGAAGUGUACAAGAAUUGUAAUCCCGGACUCGCGCUACGUGUCUAUCAGAUGACAUAUACCAACUCUUUUGAAGAAGACAGAUUUCUGUCCACUAUGCAACGGGAAGCAGAGGCGUUUAAAAAGCUUAUCGAGGACCGUCAGAGCUUGGUCAUACCUAUAUAUAACAAUGAUCCGCGUGCUCCUAUGCGGGAUAGCGUCUCUCGAACCAAGACGACUUAUUCCUCGAGGAACGCAGGGGGCGGUGAAGCUGCUCAGGACGCUAGGAUCAUCGUGGACAUUCGAGAGAUGGGCGCUUUACUUCCCUCGUUGAUCGAUUCUGCGGGGAUCAAAGUGGUACCUCUGACCUUGACAGUCGGUGAUUAUAUCUUGUCUCCUGACAUGUGCGUUGAACGGAAGGCGCUACCGGAUCUCGAAGCGAGUAUCAACAAUGGACGACUGCAUUCUCAGUGCGAAUCCAUGACGGCUCAUUAUGCUAUUUGCAUUCUUCUAAUCGAAUUUGAAGAGGACAAAUAUGGCUUAAGAACCCGCGAGGACAGCCGGAGGGAAGUUUCAUCCCGGAAUCAACCUCAAGAAGAGACAUGGGACCAAAAUUAUCUUCAAUCAAAGCUUGCCCUACUCGUUCUCUCAUUCCCGACGCUUCGGAUCAUCUGGUCCUCCUCACCUCACGAGAGCGUCAAGAUCCUCUCGGACCUAAAGUUGAAUCAUGGUGAACCGGAUGAAAUGGCAGCGAUGUCAAAAGGGCAUUCAGGGCUAGAAGAUGAUCGCUCAUUGAAAGAGAGCGUGGAGAACGCGACGAGUGUAGAAAUGUUGAGGUCUAUACCCGGUGUCUCGGGACAUAAUCUGAGACACGUCAUGAAGCAUGUGGAGAGUAUAAGCGAGUUUAUCCAGUCGAGUCGUGAUCGAUUGAUCGAGAUCCUGGGCGAAGAAAACGGGGCUAAAGCCUACAAGUUUAUCCACUACGAUUCGAGGAGGACUGCGUACACUCGGAUGACAAGGUAG
Kockovaella imperatae is the source of this 3387-nucleotide messenger RNA. RefSeq lists its product as hypothetical. Gene Ontology annotation, cellular component: nucleotide-excision repair factor 1 complex. The record is from RefSeq and is a predicted model, not a curated record. Lineage: Eukaryota; Fungi; Basidiomycota; Tremellomycetes; Tremellales; Cuniculitremaceae. Gene Ontology annotation, molecular function: damaged DNA binding; single-stranded DNA binding; single-stranded DNA endonuclease activity. The coding region runs from base 1 to 3387 and encodes 1128 amino acids. The transcript has 18 exons. Gene Ontology annotation, biological process: double-strand break repair via homologous recombination; resolution of meiotic recombination intermediates; nucleotide-excision repair involved in interstrand cross-link repair.